Ostreobium quekettii is the source of this 3297-nucleotide messenger RNA. NCBI's taxonomy places the organism in Eukaryota, Viridiplantae, Chlorophyta, Ulvophyceae, Bryopsidales, Ostreobiaceae. The record is from the annotation of a GenBank genome assembly.
GAGAUGAAAAUGGCCCUGCUGCAGGCAGCACAGUCAGGUGAUGUUGCAGCCGUCAAGGCGCUGCUGACCGAUGGAGCGGAUUGCGAUGCUAAGGAUAGCGAUGGCAAUACUCCCUUGCUGCUAGCAGCAUGUGAAGGCCAUGCCCAAGUAAUAGAAGCACUGGUUGCCUUGGGGGCAUGUGUGGAGCUGAAGAACAAGGCGAGAUACACCCCGUUGAUGCUGGCAGCACAGGAAGGGCAUGUUGAGGCAAUGGAGGCCCUGGUGGCCAAUGGAGCAAAUCUUGAGGCUGUGGACCAGGAGGGCAAGACCCCCAUAAUGUUGGCAGCUCAGGGAGGCCAGGCUUCGGCUAUCUGGGCAUUGACACUCAAGGGAGCACAGAUUGAGGCCACAGAUUUGGUUGGGAAUACUCUCUUGAUGCUGGCUGCCCAGGGAGGCCAUGUGGCGGCAAUAUUGAGACUAGCGUCCAUGGGCAUGCAGAUGGAAGCUCGCAGAAGGGAUGGCAGCACCGCCUUGAUAGUGGCUGCAAAGUGUGGUCAACCACAGGCAGUGCUCACGCUGUUGGCUGCAGGAGCAGAAAUAGAGGCCAGAGAUGUGGCUAAGGGUGACGAAAAUGCACCCUUGUUGGUGGCAGCAAAGGUAGGGCACGUCACAGUGGUGCAGGUUCUGGUGGCCAGAGGAGCGGAGAUGGAGGCAAAAGACAAAGCUGGCAGCACUCCCUUGCAACUUGCAGCAAUCGGAGGCCAUGUUGAUGUGAUAGAAGCGCUAGCAGCAAACGGAGCAGGAUUUGAGGUCAGAAACCAGGAAGGCGAUACUCCAUUGCUGUCUGCAGCAAAGGAAGCCAGGAUUGCAGCCAUAAAGGCACUAAUAACUAGGGGAGCCAAGAUUGAUGUUGAAAACCAGGACGGCAACACCCCCUUACAUCUGGUGGCGGAGGAAGGUUGUACUCGUGCUAUAGAGCCACUAGUUGCAAAGGGAGCACGAAUUGAGGCCAAGAACAAGGAUGGAAACACUCCUUUGCAUCUUGCUGCAAGAAAAGAUCGCGCUGGAGCUGUAAUGGCACUGCUGACAAUGGGAGCACAGAUAGAAGAAAAAAACAAGGAUGGCAAUACUCCUUUGCUAUGUUCUGCAAUCCGGGGCAGCGCUGCAGCAAUAGAGAAACUGGUGGCCAGGGGUGCUGACACAGAGACCAAAAACUCGCAUGGGCAUACUCCUUUGUUGCUCACCGCAGCGGCAGGUCUUGUUGGAGCAACGAAAGCGCUGCUGGCUGGUGGAGCUAGUCUGUUGAUCCAAGACAGGGAUGGAAAUACUCCAUUGCUAUCUGCUGCAAAAGGAGGCCAUCCAGCAAUUGUAGAAUUGCUGCUGGCUAACGGGGCGCAAAUAGAAGAAGAAGACAUGGCUGGCAGUACCCCUUUGCUGGGCACAGCCGAGGGUUGCAACGUGGCGGUGGUGAAGGCACUGUUGGCCAAUGGGGCAGAUAUUGAAGCCAAGGAUAGGAAUGGCCGAAAUCCUUUGCACAGGGCUGCAAUGAAAGGCGAUGUUGAUGUGGUGUAUGUAUUGGUGGACAACGGGGCUCCAACAGAUGCCAGAGACAGGGAUGGCAGCACUCCCUUGAUGCUAGCAGCACAGGGAAAUUGUACAGCUGUGACAAAGCUGCUGUUAGUUAGGGGUGCGAAUAUGGAAGCGAGAAACAUGCAUGGCAAUACAGCCCUGAUGGUGGCGGCUGAGAAUGGUCAAUGCAAAGUGAUCGAGGCAUUGGCGGAGCAGGGAGCAAAGACAGAGGUUACAAACAAGGAUGGCAACACCGCCUUCACGUUGGCAGCAAAAAAAGGCCACCUUGCAGUAAUGAAUGCGCUGGACGCCAUGGCAGCACGUUUGCGGAAUGAUGCCAAAGCAAAGGCCCUGCAGGAAGUGGAACGUCCUGUACUGUACAAUCACAGGAUGAUGGCGCAAUUGGGAAGAAAUCUUGCCUUGGUGCAAGGCACUGAAAUGCCACCAUCUGCCUUGCAAGAAGAUGUGGACUCUUUUCAUUGGCAACUUGACAAGGGAAAGACUCUCCUAGAGGAACAUAAGCAUUUUGACAUCAGGCAUUUCUACACAGCGGAUCAAGCACAUGCAUGGGUGGAAGAGAUUGGCGAUGGGUUGGCACGAGUGCUGCAUGUCUGGGGCAUAAAGUAUAUAUUCCCUUGUCAACUGGGGAAACGUGUACCUUCCGAGAAUAUUGAUGAGGACAGGAGAUACUUGUCUCAUCUUCUGCACUACAUCUUGAAAGGCGAUGCAAGUGGGGUUGCAGAUCCCUCUUGCCUGCACCUGUUUGCUGCCAUAAAGUACGAAAACGACCAGGUGCUGAAAAGUCUGAACGUGAUUGAUGAGAGUACACUGCUUCUCGAAGAGCGCAUUGGGAGUGGCAGUUAUGGUGCCAUACAUGCGGCCACCUGGACCGAAGGAGGCUGCAAAGUGGCAGUCAAAAAACUGUAUAAUGAUGGGCCUAUUGAGGAUCUGGCCAUGCUUUUGGGAAAGGCCGCCAUGCAAGCAUCCCUGAGGGGCAACCCACAUGUUGUCAAGCUGCAUGGGUACACGUCCUCAGGGUGGUUGGUGAUGGACCUGGCUAAAACUGACUUGCACCACUGGUGUCUACAUGGGAGACGAGAAUGGAAAUCAAAAAGGACGCUUCUCCUGCAGGCAGCAAUGGGACUGAAGUUCAUGCACAGCCGCAAUCCUCCCCUGGUUCACGCAGAUGUCAAGCCUAAGAACGUGCUUGUGUUCGACGGAGUUGACGGCCCCCAUGCUCGACUUGCUGAUUUCGCCCAAGCUUUCGAAGUGAGCAGCCGCGCAACGGAGAUACUCUGCCCUGCAGCAGGCACGCCACGAUAUGUUGCUCCAGAGAUUUACAGAAACCUUCCUUUGACGCUUGAAUCCGACAUCUUCAGUCUGGGAGUCACGAUGUUUGAAGUUGCAACAGAGGAGCAGCCAUACUAUUCGCAUUUCAAAGGACCAGGGCACGAAGUUGCAUUCAUCAAGAAAAAAUUGGCCGGGGAAGACCCUUGUCAUGUGCGGCCGGAAGACUGCCCUGAAGGAAUGCUGGCCCUGAUGAGGUCUUGCUGUCAAGUCGAUCCACAAAAAAGACCAACAAUUGAUGAUGUGGUGCGAGCUCUUGAAGACUUGCCAGAGGACUGGAAUUUCAGGAUGACAGAGCAGCGGGUGCCGCACAGCACUCCAUUGUCACAGCAACUCAAUCAAGAGAACCCGUCAUCCACAGGUCCAGAUCGCAGACCAAAUACUGACCAACAGCCAAAGUGA